AUGUAUGGAGAGCAUGUGUUGUUGAGCGGGAUAUCCAAUUGUGAAUUAAUUGCUGCCGGUACAAGCACGGCGGUUAAAAACAAUUUUGGCAGGAACUGCUGGUACCGACAUGAUGGGACCAUAAUUGGACGCGACGUGACACAAUAUUUCUGUUCCAAGGUUUGCAAUGGCAAAGAUUCAUUGCCAGUUGAUCUUCCUAAGCCUGUUGAGAAUGAAAAACAUGGGGAAGUUGAACAUGCAAAUGUCAAUCCGCUCAGUGUGCACCCACUGCCCUUGACCAGGACUUCUGACGUACUUCCAGAAUCCUCAAAUGGUUCCGACUCUCUUAAGGAAGAGAAAAACCAAUACUAUCCAGGUAAGGAGAUUAAGCGCAGAAAGCGACAUAGAAGAAAGCAGUAUGUGGACCAAGAGCCAUGCAUAAUGAGAGGGGUCUACUUCAAAAAUAUGAAAUGGCAAGCUGCUAUAAAAGUUGACAAGAAACAAAUUCACUUGGGUACUGUUGGAACACAGGAUGAGGCAGCCCGGCUAUAUGAUAGGGCUGCUUUUAUGUGUGGAAGAGAGCCCAAUUUUGAACUUUCUGAGGAAGAGAAAAACGAACUGGUUAAGUACACAUGGGACGAUUUCCUGGCAAUAACACGCAACACCAUAACCAGCAAAAAACAAAGAAAGGUUGGGUCGCGAAGGCAUAAUAAGGCAGACUUGUUCAUAGGAGAUACUGAGAUGGUCAAUGGUGGCGGGUCUUCGAACUCAGAUGAUGGAGAUGUUGACACAUCGGUAUCCUAG
Triticum turgidum subsp. durum (durum wheat) is the source of this 783-nucleotide messenger RNA. The record is from the annotation of a GenBank genome assembly. NCBI's taxonomy places the organism in Eukaryota, Viridiplantae, Streptophyta, Magnoliopsida, Poales, Poaceae.